AUGUCUUCUUUAGAGGAGGCAACACUUCCUGCGACUCGUCGACCAAAAUCACGAAAGUCACUCUCCGCAAUACCUGCCGAUAAAGAAAAUAUGACAGCGGAGCUCGGAGCGCUUACUGGGAAGAGAGCGCCAACCGCAAAGCCAGCGAGGAAAUCAAGAAGUAAGAGUAUUGGUCCUGGCGGAUUAGAUGCUCUCAAAGAUACUACUGGGAAUCGACGCAAGUCCCUGGCUGCAAUUCCUCAACCCCCUCCAAGAUCAAUCUUAAAACCUACAAUGCCUCCUCUACGUGAGAUCCCGGCGCAUAAUCCAAACAGGAGAUCGAGUCCGAGAAAAGCCAAAACACCUUCACCACCUGUACCAGAAUCUGACUUAUUGAUCGAUUUCGGCGUUGACAACGGUUCUAAAACUGCAGGCCCCGAAUCGCUUGAUGAUCCAUUUCAUAUCGAUAUACCGAAACCAAACAAUGAUAAUCGAGUUGCAUUGAGAACGGAGGAAGAACAACAAGCUGCUGCUAGAGAAAGGGAAGAGAAGGAGAGGGUUGCUAUGCAAAAGGAAGUCGAUUCUAGGCGAGAUGCUCGACGUAAGUCUCUUGCUAACCGACGUGUUUCAUUUGCACCGGAAGCAACACUUCAUACUUGGGACGUCGUUGUAGAAUACCAAGACUCAACAACUUCAUCAAAUUCUACCAAUUCCACCCGCCGGGCCUCGAAUGUUACUGGAGGCUCAGUUACUACCCCGCAUCAGCAAAAUUCUGGACCACCUAGCUCAGAUCCUUCAGAGCCUCCAUCAACACCACCGGAACAAAUUGAAGAUGAUACAGCAAAUGGAUCACCAGAACAUCAACGCGACCUACAUCAAAAGAAGCGCCGCAGAAGUUCGGCCAUACCCCCUAUGAACUUCAAUGAUCCUAAUGAUGCUUUCUCGUCAAGUCCUUUGAGCGGAAGCUCUGUUGGUGCCGAUGAUGUUGAGGACGAUGAAUUUGCUUCUAGUGAUCUAGAUGAUGACGACGGCACUCGGAUGACCAUGGAUGGUGGAGAAACAACAAAUAUGUCAAUGGCAUCAGUUCAGUCAGGCUUCAGCGCUGGCUCAGAUACGAUGCUAGAACAAUCUUUACGGCGGGCCGCAAACCAAGCUGGUACCCAAGCAAUGAUCUUUGAUGAGCAAGGAGAUACCAAAAUGAGUGAAGAUAAUGAGAUCGUUGCAUCCUUUGCUCCAUGGACAAAGAAGCCUCCUCUAGAAUCUCAGCAAGACCAAGAAAAUGUGAAUCCUUUUUCAUCAGCACAUAAAUCGGAUGUUCAAGAAGAUCCAGAACAAUCGGAUGGAGAAGAAAUGACGAUGGAUAUGGAUAUGACAAGUGCUGUUGGCAGAAUUUUACCAGGUCAACAACGGGAAGAUGAUGAGCUUUCCAUGGAUGUGACCCGUGCUUUCGGUGGAAUUAUUCCCAAUAGCCAACCUGGAGCAAAAUCUAAAGCAGCGGACCGUCAUGAAAGUACUCGCAGAAUAUCGACAGGGGAAGAGUCGUCAUUCGGCGAGCAGACUAUGGACUUGACUACCGCUGUGGGUGGCAUUCAUACUGCUGAAAAUGAAGGAGAGGCAUCUGAAGAUGAUAUGAGCAUGGACUUUACAUCAGCAGUUGGCCGGGUGCUAUCACAACCGGCUGCAACCAAGAAUACGAGACGAUCAUCCAUGGCUCCAAAGUCACAACCGAAACGAGAUCGCGAGAGCUUAGAUUCCGUCGCCGAUGAUGGGACAAUGGGUAUGGAUAUUGACAUGGAUAUGACCGCUGCUGUGGGUCGUAUUAUGCCUUCGAAUAUAGAGGAAACCGAGGAAAUGGAUAUGGAUGUGACCGUUGGUAUGGAAAUGACCAAAGCACUAGGUGGUAUCCUACCACAAUUGAACGCUGGGGAUCGAAACCAAGCGAAGAAGAUUAUGGAGAUGGAAACAGACAUUUUCAGCUCACCAUUUCGAGUAGACGUUCCAGCCAAUUCUCCUCCAAAAUCUAUCAACCAGCAACCUUUAACUGUAGCACCAGAAACUGGCAGUCCCAGCUUCACAGCCGGUUUCAAAGGAAAAGGGCUUCGUAGAAGCAUUGAACGAAACUCUACCACACCUAAAUCUACUCCUAAAUCUACGAUGCUUACACCAGUCAAGAAGCCGACUACCCCACAAAAACAAAUCACUCCACAACCUGCUCAACCAUCUCAUCCAGGCAAAACUCCACCCUCUAAAAAUGUUCUCAUGCGUACAGGAUCGCCCAAAAGACUUUUCAAACCUGAUCCCAAAGAGUCAUCUUCCACCCCUCGUACAGCUUCAAGUAAAAAACAAACACCGAACAAGUUAUUCAAAAAAGAUAGCAAUACGGGCCUUGCGACACCCAACUUCAUUCUAACACCACAAAAACGAUUGUCCACUGGCAUCGGCCUUGAUAGAGUAGGACUAGGAUCGCCAAAGGUUGCUGCAUUAUUGGACCGACGUGGAUCGAUUGGAGAACAAGCACGAUCAUUCACACCUACCCAGCCAGCAGAUCUCGGUCGUGGUGUACGAUUCCAAGAUCCUCGUAUCAUGGAAGAAGAAGUCGACAGGGAGCGAGAACAAGAAGAAGAUCGAGAAAAUGGACGUAAGAUAAUGGAGCGUGAAGCAGAUCAGGGUGAGGGAGAAGAAAAAGAUGCAACCUUGAACCUCAAGGAAAUGAUCAACAGUCUCACACCUAAGAAGUCAAUGAAAGGUCGCAAGAGUUUGCACGCUGGCGCAGCGAUUGGUCUUCUGGGUAAACGACCUGCUGAGUUGGAUGAGGAUGACUCAGAUGAAGAUGAGGGUGGUAUGAAGCGACUGAAAAAUCAUCAGGGCAGUCCUGUGAAGAACGUCCAUCUCCAAGGCCCACCCACCAAAGAACAAACAACAACUGGGCGUCUAACCCGCGCAAGCAGAAAGAGUAUGGAAGACUCGACCAUCACUUCCACUACUCCUACUACCACUACUUCGCCCAUCAAGGACAGAGUAACCACACCACGUGAUCAAGGUCGUUUCAAAGAUGCAGAAGCCAACUUGACUGAGCCUGUGGCAAUCCCAUUUAAAGAGACAGCACCAGUUGAAUAUCCAGAGCUACCUGAAGAACCACUUGGAGAUGAACGCAUACAGUUGCAAGAUUUUUUGAAUAUGACAAGCAUUCGAUUCAUGGAAUUGACAACUACCAAGCGAAGGCAUACAAUUGCGCCAAAACGUGCUAGCGAUGGACCAUUGAGAAAUAGAUUGUCAGAUCAAACCAAGGUUUCUCUUGAGGAUUGUGUUGCUGCAGGUGCAGCUACAAUUCCUAUGCUUGAGCUAUUCCAGCAUGCCUGUCAUGAACUCAAGAAGUAUAUAUCAGACGGCCGAAAAACUGUUCGUGAGAUUGAGAGCGAGACCUUUGAAGAAAACCCCCCACUUUUCCGUGAAUACAUUUCUGCACCGGCAGAUAUGAAGCUUGUGAUGGACAAUCAACUCAAGAAUGUCAAAACACAUUCUCGUCUUCUCAGUAAAGGCAUGUGGUAUGAAUGGCGAUCGACUUUACUUGAGACUGUCAAGGAUGAACUCGUUAGAAGUGCUGAAGGUAUGAUCAGCGAUGAAGAAAUCCUUGAUAAACAACAGGCACUUCUGGAAUCUGUACUCCCACAAAUGAUAAAGAAAUCUCAGCAGCUUCAACAUGAGGAGGCAAAUUUGAGGACUGCCGCGGAAGAAAUUGCUAGCUGUGAUCCUGAAGAACUUAGUGAAGCUCGACAACAGUUAAUAUCUGUUGAAGCGGAUGUUGAUGCCAAAAGGCACAUGAUUGAGGAAUUGAAGAAGCAGCUUCAAGCAAGAGAAGCGGAGAUUGAAGCCGGUACCGCCAAGAAGGAGAUGUGCCUUAAAGAAAUCCGUGAAGCGGAGAAGAUCAGGGAGGAAUGCCGUGGAUGGAGUUCGAGUGAAAUUAGUACUCUUAAAGCAAAAGUGGAUGCUAUCGAGAAGAAACAUGGAUGGACGAUCACUGGCGUGUCCGGAACUACAACUUCAAUGACCUACCGAAAGGAGAUUGAGCUUGUAUUUGAUGCAUCUGCAUUCAAGUCGAAUUAUCCCAGCAAGACUACAAAGCCAGAAAACUCAAGGAUUGAUCUUUGGUACAUUGCCGCCAAUCGAGAGCACAAUCCAUCACGUCUCACCCCCGAGAAGGAAUUCCUCCUUCAAUGUAUCCGUGAUCACGUGAGAGGUUUACCUCAAUCAGAAACCGAAAUCAAAGCUCUCCUAAACUCCGUUAGCGUCGCUUGGAAUAAGGCCGCUAAAGUAGUAGAUGAUAUUCAUUUACUGAACAUCAUCUGCCCAACUGCCGUCACAAAAACAUCAGAUAACUCUAUUCUUGUCAAGUCCAAGUUGCUGAUUGCGCCGCUUACCACGAAGGUUGAACUAGCUUUCAGCCUUAUUAGCCAUAGCACUGAAGAAGGAUUCGAUGUGGAGAUUUCCCCGGUCGCAAAAGUGAUCUACGGAGAGAGAUUUAAUGAACCAAAGAUGAGGGAAUUUUUGCUUAAUAGAUUAGGUAAUUAUGUCAAGGAGAAAGGAGACAGUGGAACUGUAUCUUGGGGAGCAGCAGUAGCUGAAUUGGGGAUAAAUUGUUGCUAG
Messenger RNA from Sclerotinia sclerotiorum 1980 UF-70, 4623 nucleotides. RefSeq lists its product as hypothetical. Gene Ontology annotation, biological process: protein localization to kinetochore; mitotic sister chromatid biorientation; mitotic spindle assembly checkpoint signaling. Bases 1 to 4623 code for a protein of 1540 amino acids. The record is from RefSeq and is a predicted model, not a curated record. The transcript has 4 exons. NCBI's taxonomy places the organism in Eukaryota, Fungi, Ascomycota, Leotiomycetes, Helotiales, Sclerotiniaceae.